GUUCUUAGUCGUCCGGUUUGAGGGGGAGGAAGAUGGCGGCGGUUGAUGGAAGGGGUCUCCUGUUGCCGUCUUAAAAAGGCAAAAAGCAGUCGGUAGUUUGUUUUAACGUCUUAUCUCAUGUCUUAAAAAGACGAACCAGUAAAUGAAAAACGGAGGCUUUAAUCUGAGACUGCAGACCACCGGAGAAAAGGUUUCCUGGUUUUCUACCAACCUCCAAGUCCCAGUGUCUGACUACCGCCUUACCAGUUUCCCUGGCCCAUGGACUUGACUCCAGCAUCAGGCUUCAAAAGGAGGCCUGCUGCCUCCUCUUCCCCAAGUGGAGUGAGAGAGAUUGCCAGGAGCACUCCUCCCUGCUCACCCUCUCUGUCUUUGUCGUCGCCUUCAUCUGAUCCAUCUUCACCCUUGUCUACAUCCUCUGUUAGUGCCAACUUGUCAAUUUAUCAGAACCAUGUAAAAGGUUAUACCCAGGGGACAGUGGUGGCCAGGGUGUCUUCCACUUCUCCCUCUCUUGCUACGCAGUCCCCCUCCACACCUAGACCUAACAACAACUCAUCAGAGUCCUUCUUUCUGGCUUCAGUGCAGCCAAGUGUUGAUUGUGAAGACAAGAGCAGGAAAAGGGAGAUGUAUGACCCUUUUCAUCCAACUGAGGGGGUGAGGGGGGAUGAGGGGGAGGCUGAGAAAUAUGACCCCUUUGACCCCACAGGGUCUCCAGCAUCAGAUGCUGAUGAGAGCAAUGUCAAAGUGAAGGGGGUGAAGAGAAACGCUGAGCAGGUAGAUGAGGAGGAGAAACAGGAAGAACCUCCAGAUUCUACUGACACCUUGACUGACCUGCCAAGCCCCUGUAUGGACAGCAAGCUCUGUCUUAGAAGGAGAGUGGACUGUAGCACCACCAAUGCUGGAGAGCGGAGGGAUAGUGGUGACUCUGAUCAUUCUGAGAUAGAGGAGGGUGAGAUAGUUGGGGCUGCUGACAGAGGUGGAAGCAAUAAGAGACCACCUGCAGAAAUCCUCUCCCUCAGUUCUCCUAGCGUUUCCUUCUUUGGUUCAAAGCCAGAGCGCAUCCUGCGGGUGCUGGAUGUGGAUGGCUUUGUGUCUGUGCGUACAGAGGGCACCUGGGAGGUGGACGGGGAGCCUGAGGAUGACCCUGUGGUAGGAGUGGAAGAUUUGAGAAGGAAGCUGGUCAGCAGGCGGAAGGAAAGAUAUCUCUCCUUUCCUGCUUCUUCCUCCCUCUCUCCUCAGCCACUGCCUCCUCCCUCCCAUCCUGUAGUUUCUACGCCCUCUCCCCCUCUCACACCUCCUGUAGAGCAAGGUGGUAAAAACCAAAAGUCCUCCAAGAGUUCCAAGGACCGAGACCGACAAAAAAGCAAGGAUAGAAAGGCCGGGGAGAAGGAGGAGAAAAGAAAAAAGAGAAGAAAGGACAAAGAGGGAGGUCGGGAAAGGAGCAAAGAAAAGGAGCGAGGGCGCAAGGAGGUUAAAGAAACAAGGAGCAGCAGGAGCAGCAGCCGGAAGAUGAAGAAAAGACGUCACAGCAGCCCAGAUGCCCCACAAUCAGGCAACUCUUCUGGAAGAGGGGGCCGCACUAGGCACUCCUUUUCCAGCCUAUCCGAAGAAGGAAACAGAGAGCGGGAAAGAGAUAAAGACAGAGACAGGGACAGAGUCAGAGAUAGAGACAGAGAGAGGGAAAAAGACAGAGGAAGAGAGAGAGACAGAGAUAAAGAGAGAGAGCAAGAUCGUACCAGUAGUCGUAGAAGAGAUGAAAGAGAUCAAGACUCUAGCUCUCGAAAGGAGAGGGAAAGAAAGAGAAGACAACAUUCAAGCAGCAGAGAAUGCAAUAUUUCAAAGAGGUCCAAAAGAAGCAGAGAAAAGAGGGAAGGCGAUAGAGACAGACAGCUUGAGAGGGAACGGCGACGGGAUGGUCGUCCUGUUGUCCCACCAUCUAUCCAAGAUCUCAAUGGGUCUGACCUCUUUGCCAUCAAGCGAACCAUUACAGUCACCACCACCACAACCACUACCACCGUACCUGGCUCCCCAAGACUUGCCCCAACCUCUCCCUGUCGGCCCAUACAGGAAUCUGACAAACCCCACAAGAGAAAGAAGAAGAGAAAAUGGCAUUCAGCUGGAGAGGUGGAGAAUCGAGGAAGUGGUCACAGCCGAUCACAGUCGCUCACACCACCAAGGUAUCACAGCUAUGAGUCAGACCACUAUUCAGAUAAAUUAGAGAUUGAUGUGUUGUCUUUGGAUGGUGAAGCGUUGGACUCUGACUACCCAUCUUUAGAGGAUACACCCCCUGCUGCCUUGCCUCCAGAACCACCUGUCCCAAGCCCUAAAACUAAGAUUACCCCCAAGACUGGACACCUGAAAAAGAAGUCUCAUGCAUUAAAGAAAAUUGGCCAAUCUGAAUCCUCCUCAUCCAAUAGAACUAAAAGUAAAUGCCUCUCCUCACUGACUGUGACAUCCGGCUGUGCUUCUGUCUCAUCUGGAAUCCCCUCAGUAAAGCGAGCCAGGAAGACGGGGAAAGACAAAGACCGGGACAAAAGCAGCAGAAAGGAUUUGGGUCGCUCUGGCAAAUCCAAGAAAGAAAGUGGCGGCAGUCGGAAAGGCAAGCUACAGUCCAAAGUAUCUGUGCUGGUGCGAGAGGGUGUGAGCAGUACCACAGGUACUUCAGUUGGCUCAGGAAAGCUGGGCAUGGACCUGUUAGGGUCAGGGGGUACAGGGCCAGGCAGUGGGGGCUCUGUGGUAGGUGGCUCGAUUGCAGUGGUCUUCUGCAGGGACAAUGAGAGCAGGUCUCCGUUCCUAAAACCUUGCUCAGAGCCGCUGUCUUUGGGCAGCCGCAAGGAUUUGGCUAGUGUGGGAAAGCGAAGCAGCCUGGCUGCACCACCACCCACCUUAACCAGUCCUGCAGGGAUGAAAUCCAAGAAAACAAAACCAAGCUCCAUCACAUCCACCUCAUCCUCUGCCUCCUCCCCCUCAUCAUCUCUGGCAACCAAGCGUCGCCGUCGCCUGGCCAAGAAGACAAGAGAAAAAGGUGGAACUUCUGGCUUGACAGUUGGAGAUGGCAGUCAAGCAAAAGUUGCAUCUGAGGGUUGGGGUGGAACCUCCUUAGAUGUUCAGUCAGCCAUUGCAGAUGGGAGCAAGACAGUCAGUCCACACACUGGCCAAGCUGUCCCUGCACCCUCUUGUUCCUCCUCCUCUUCUUCCUCCUCAUCUUCCUCCGCCAGUGUGCCCCCACCCUCCUCCUCACCACCCCACACACCUCCACCCUCUAUGGCUCCUUUGCGGGACACCAGAGAGUCUUCACCAGACUCUCAGACUGUAGACAGCAGCUGCAAGACUCCAGACCCUUCUUUCCUAGCUGAGGAAACUCAGACCAGCCCCACACUCCCGGCAUCCAGUCCAUCCAGUAUGUCCACCGCUCAGGCAGCUGGCCUCAACAUUACCAUGUCCUCGUCGACUGCCAAGCCCCCUCCUCCAGAUGAUACCAUCAAAUCGCUGGCCUCACCCCCUUGUUCAUCAUCUUCGACAGGCUGUGGUCUCACUUCCCUCUCUCUACCUCUGUCUUCGUCAGACCCCUCCUCUUCUUCCUCUGUGUCCUCCUCAUCUGCUAGUAAGCCUCCUCCUCCUCCACCCCCAGCAGCAUCCACCCUGCCCUGGAGUCUGCAAACUGGUGUGGACUGCACGACUGGAGGAGUUCUAGCUUUGACUGCUUUACUCUUCAAAAUGGAGGAAGCCAAUAUUGCCAGCAGAGCAAAAGCACAAGAGUUCAUUCAAGCAACCAGCCAGAUCCUCUCACAGGCUAACCAGAGUCAGUCCCAGCAACACGCUCCUCCCCCCUCAGCUUCCUCUGCCUCACAGAUCCCUCCCCCUCCUGCUCUCCCUCCGCCUCCUGGACUGAGCCCAGCACAGUUCAUCCUCCACGGUUCCCUCCCUUUGGUUGGUUGCACCAAAACUCCACCCUCUCUCCUGCACCAAUCAAUAGGUGGUGGAUGUGCGCAGACCCCACCCUCCAUCAUGCCUGUGGCGCUGUCAGGUGUCACUGGGAGCUCUGGUGACACUGGAUGGGACAAUGAGAGCAAAGACCCCGAUAAGUACCUGAAGAAACUGCAUACCCAGGAACGGGCGGUGGAGGAGGUGAAGCUUGCCAUCAAACCUUACUAUCAGCGCAAAGACAUCAACAAAGACGAAUACAAAGACAUCCUCAGGAAAGCUGUCCACAAGAUCUGCCACAGCCGCACUGGGGAAAUCAAUCCUGUCAAAGUCAGCAACCUUGUCAAGCUGUAUGUCCAGCGCUACAAAUACUUCCGGAAACAUGGACGCAAAAUGGAUGAGGAAGAAAGGGAUGACAGGGAUCCAGGGGCGUUGCAUUCCUCUGCUUGAUAGGACACUAUCUAAAUGGUCCCCUACUCUGCAUUCUGCAAAAGAUCUGGCCCAUCCACUGAUUGUUGUCUAUUUUUUAUUGGUUUAAUAGCCCACUUUGUCUAUGCUUGUAUGUGAUCUAAUGGAGGUCUCUCCUCUUAUUUCUGUGACCUCACUGUAAAUAUGUCACACUUAGAAAAUGUAUUAUGUAUUCAAUGUUCAGGACGUAAAUGCUAUCAUGCAUACCUGUGUGAUUUUAAUACAGUCCAGUACACCAACCCUGCAAUAAAUACUACCUUUGUGAAGCUUAAUAGUUUUGAAGUUUUCGUUGACUAUGUCUGUUAGAAACUUUGCAAUGGUGGUACUAACUGCAAAGCUAUAUUUCAAUAGCACUGGAUUAGGUGUUCAUGCUAAUCUGUCUAUACCAUCCCCAUGUAUAUCAUAAUCCAAGUUGAGGGGCGAUAUUAUAUUGUUGACACUACACUGCAUUCCCCUCUAUCUGUCUCUGUGUCUGUGCAGCCGGUGUGCAGGCUUGAGCUGUCAGUGAGAUGGAGGGCUGAACGAUGAUGGUUCAAAUACACUGACAUUUGACCUCUGA
Molecule: messenger RNA, 4948 nt
Organism: Acanthopagrus latus (yellowfin seabream)
Lineage: Eukaryota; Metazoa; Chordata; Actinopteri; Spariformes; Sparidae
Gene: scaf1
Product: SR-related CTD-associated factor 1
Exons: 6
Coding region: 259-4371 (1370 amino acids)
Molecular function (GO): RNA polymerase II C-terminal domain binding
Source: RefSeq, a predicted model, not a curated record